This is a messenger RNA of Chionomys nivalis (European snow vole), 1704 nucleotides long. RefSeq names its product glycoprotein V platelet (gene Gp5). Gene Ontology annotation, molecular function: protein binding. Bases 1 to 1704 code for a protein of 567 amino acids. Lineage: Eukaryota; Metazoa; Chordata; Mammalia; Rodentia; Cricetidae. The transcript has a single exon. Gene Ontology annotation, cellular component: extracellular matrix. The record is from RefSeq and is a predicted model, not a curated record.
AUGCUAAGGAGCGCCCUGUUUUGUACGGUGCUCGCACUCGUGCGUACCCAGACCUUCCCCUGCCCUAAAUCCUGCAAGUGUGAGGUCCGCGAUGCGGUGCAGUGCUCGGGCGGCAGCGUGGGUAGCAUCGCCGCGCUGGGUCUGCCCAGGAACCUCACACACAUGGUAUUCUUCCGAAUGGAUCAGGGCGUUUUGCGGAACCACAGCUUCAGUGGCAUGACAGUCCUGCAGCGCCUGAUGCUCUCAAACAGCCACGUUUCCGCCAUCGACCCCGGCACCUUCAAUGACCUGAUAAAACUAAAAACCCUCAGGUUGACGCGCAACAGAAUCUCUCAUCUUCCAGGCGCGCUCCUGGAUAAAACAGUGCUCUUGGAACAGUUGUUCUUGGACCACAAUUCACUAAGGGAUCUUGACCAAAACCUGUUUCAGAACCUGCUUAACCUGCAGGAGCUCUGUUUGAACCAGAAUCAGCUCUCUUUUCUUCCUGCUAACCUUUUCAUGAGCCUGCGGAAGCUGAAGGUGUUGGACUUAUCGGGAAACAACCUGACCCACCUGCCCAAGGGAUUGCUUGGGGCGCAGGUUAAACUAGAGACACUGCUGCUCUACUCAAACCAGCUUGCGUCUGUGGAUUCAGGGCUUCUGGAUAACCUGGGCGCCCUGACUGUGCUGAGAUUGGACCGGAAUCACCUCUAUUCUGUCGCACCCGGUGCCUUCGACAGCCUCGGAAACCUGGGCUCCUUGACUCUGUCCAGAAACCGCCUGGUUUCUUUGCCACACGCGCUCUUCCUUAAUACCAGCCGCCUGACUUGGCUGACCCUGUUCGAGAACCCUCUGGAGGAGCUGCCGGAGGUGCUGUUCGGGGAGAUGGCCGGUCUGCGGGAGCUGUGGCUGAACCGCACCCAGCUGCGCACGCUGCCCGCCGCCUUCUUCCGCAACUUGAGCGGCCUGCAGACGCUGGGAGUGACGCGGAACCCGCGUCUGAGCGCGCUCCCGCGCGGUGCGUUCCUGGGUCUGGCUGAGCUGCGCGUGCUCGCCCUGCACUCUAACGCCCUGACCGGGCUCCGGGACGACGCGUUGCGCAACCUCGGCCGCCUGCGCCAGGUGUCGCUGCGCCACAACCGGCUGCGGACCCUGCCCCGCGCGCUCUUCCUCAACCUCAGCAGCCUGGAGACCGUGCAGCUGGAGCACAACCAGCUGGAGAUGCUGCCUGGAGAUGUGUUCGCGGCCCUGCCCCAGCUGACUCAGGUCCUGCUGGGUCACAACCCCUGGCUCUGCGACUGUGGUCUGUGGCCCUUCCUCCAGUGGCUGCAGCAUCAUCAAGACCUCCUGAGCCGAGAAGAGCCCCCGCAGUGCCAUGGCCCGGAGCCACGCGCGGGCCUGUCGUUCUGGGACCUACUGCAGGGUGACCCAUGGUGCCCGCACCCUCGACGCCUGCCUCUCAACCCUCUAGCCGAGAACACCCUGGAAGCCCCCGCCCCAUCCCAGCUGCCUCACAGCUCGCAGUCCCGCGCGUGGGUCCAACUAGUGGCCAAGAGUGAAGGUUCCGAUCACAGCCUCUACUGGGGUCUUUAUGUUCUGCUUUUAGUAGCUCAGGCCAUCAUAGCCGGGAUCAUCGUGUUUGUCAUGAUUAAAAUCGGCCAGCUGUUUCGAACAUUAAUCAGAGAGAAGCUCUUGUUUAAGGCAAUGGAAAAUUCAUGUAACUAA